Molecule: messenger RNA, 2048 nt
Organism: Heterotrigona itama
Lineage: Eukaryota; Metazoa; Arthropoda; Insecta; Hymenoptera; Apidae
Source: the annotation of a GenBank genome assembly
UAACUCCUUAACUAAAAAUUCAACGUGUUAAAGUUUAUUUUAAACUUUUCCCGCUCUUUUUUUCAAAUCGUAGCUUCCACCGGAUCGAUAUGUCAACUCGUUGAUUUGAAAAUAUCGACUCGGCGUUCACUUCACGGCGAAAACGUUGCACACGUUUCAAAGUUAUGCAUGUGCGAUGUGUUUUAAAUUAUGAAUAUAGAAAUAUACUCGCAAUACUGACAAUAUGUACGAAUAAAAUGAUCUUUGUAAUAAACGAAUACCUUUUUUGACCGAGCGUGGGUUAAUUUGAGCGAAUUAUCAGUGCCAAACUCGUUUUAGUCUUUUGUCAUCUGCAAAUUUCAUUUUCAUUCACUUUUCUUCAUCUAGUCUCGGUUCAUCAAUGGAACGAUGAACUCAAUCUUACUUAAAGACAAUCGAUAUGUACAAAGGAUUUUGACAGCAUUCGUUUGCCUGAGCAUUGUGCAGUUAUUUAUUUAUUUGAAUCAUGUACAGCCCCAUUACUUCAUCGACGAGGUUUUUCACGUGCCUCAGACUUUGCGAUAUUGCGCUGGUAAUUUUACACAGUGGGACCCCAAGAUUACUACUUUACCCGGAUUGUACUUAAUCGCAACUCUGAUACUAUCACCCUUAAAAUUGUGUAACGCCUUUUAUAUGAGAUGCAUAAAUUUGCUUGGCACGUUUUUGAAUCUGUAUCUUGCUCACAGUCUGAUUGAACAGAUUUCGACAAGACACUGGAAGCAAAAAUGGAAUGACUGGAUGAAAUUUACCAUCGCUUGCAAUGUCAUGUUAUUUCCACCAUUAUUUUUCUGGCAUUUUUUGUAUUAUACAGAUGUUGCAUCAGUUAAUGCAGUAUUACUAAUGUUAUUGUUACAUUCGUGUAAACAAUUUAAAACGGCAGCUUUCGUAGGUCUUUUGUCUGUGUUGAUUCGACAGACAAACAUUAUUUGGGUUGCAUUUAUUACCGUGGAACAUUUGUUUGAUUUAUUAGAUCAUAAAAUAAGUAAAUCAAUUUCAUAUCAACAAUAUACUUCAGUAAUAUAUUUGAAAUUAUUAUGGGAAAAAGUAAUAAGAAAAAUGUGUCAUAAGUGGGAAUUAUUUAUGAGAUUCAUCAUUCAGUUGUUCGCACAACUGUUCCCAUAUAUUGUAAUAUGUUUAACAUUUGUUAUAUUUGUUAUAUGGAACAAGGCAAUUGUAGUUGGAGAUAAAGGAGCUCAUGUUCCUACUAUUCACAUUCCUCAAUUAUUAUAUUUUUCUACUUUUUUAUUUUGCUUUUUAUGGCCAUACAUGAUUGUUUAUUGGAAAGAUUAUUUUAAGUUCAUCAGCAAACAGUGGAUGUUUGAAGGUUGUGUUUUGAUACUUUUAACUGUAACUGUUCAUUUCAACACUCUUGUACACCCAUACAUGUUGGCCGAUAAUCGACAUUAUGUAUUUUAUUUUUGGAAUAAGUUAAUGGGAAAGUACAAACAAUUCAAAUAUCUUUUGGUACCUGUUAAUUAUAUUCUUAUGAUUUCCAUGGUACUUAUUCCUCAGUUAUUGAUAGAACCACGUUACUUUAUUGUUCCAUAUAUAUUUUAUCGACUUUCCAUUAAGAAACCAAAGAAAUGGCAAAUUAUUGCAGAAUCUGCAACUACAUUAAUGAUAUAAAAUCUUCUAGCGAUUCGUUAUACUGUUGUCCGAAUACUUGUUUGGUUUCUCCCAUGUCCACUUCGCAACGAGUGACAACAAGCCUGAUUAAGCGAUCAUCAUCUGUGCCAAGACCUUUCAUACUCUUUAUUGCGUUAAACAUUGAUUCGUCAGUUCCGAAACGGAGUUCACCUGAGAAACAAAACAAAAGUAGUAUUGAUGUCACGCGUUAUUUACGAAAUUACAUACCAGCUCUGAGAAGUUCUUUGGCAUCUUCUACAGCGGCCGCUGCGUCUACGUCGAAUGAUUCAUCUCUGUUGGCACAACACAACGAUACCAUUAACCGCUUGAAAUUCCCGGAGGUAUCGUCUCUUAAGUCAUCUUCUAAUGUUCUCCCGUACACUAAACGACAAAGAGGAAAAUAA